AUGUAUCAACCAUCAUCAUCGAACAACAGUGAAAUACGCGAAUAUUCACGACGACUUGAUCGUGAUAUUAAUGGAUCCUUGUAUUAUGGUCCAUUCUAUCCGGUUGCUUUCUACCGGUACAGCUUUCGGCCGCAGAUAUUCACCGAUAAUGACGAUCAUCGUGAAAUUGAAAUGAAAAUCGAUCUUCCUAGCUACGAACCAAACACAAUUCAAUUCUCAGUAGAUGGCAACGAUUUAAUCAUCCAAGCCGAACAACAAAAUAAUAAUCCACAGCCUUCUUCCUCACGGGCUUCCUUUUACAAGAGAAUCACAUUGCCAAGCAAUACGGACUUGAACAGCAUAAAAACACAACAUUCAACUGAUGGGCAAUUUCAUAUUACGGCAAGACUGCUUGAAGAAGCACAUUGA
This is a messenger RNA of Adineta steineri, 408 nucleotides long. Lineage: Eukaryota; Metazoa; Rotifera; Eurotatoria; Adinetida; Adinetidae. The record is from the annotation of a GenBank genome assembly.